Notodromas monacha is the source of this 1334-nucleotide messenger RNA. The record is from the annotation of a GenBank genome assembly. Lineage: Eukaryota; Metazoa; Arthropoda; Ostracoda; Podocopida; Cyprididae.
CAGCGAUUGGAUCCAAAGCACGGUUGUAUACGUGCCAAAUAUUCACGAAGUCUGCUACUUAAAAAAACAAAAAAAUGCGGAUUUUAGCACCAGUAUACUUCGUGUUCAGGAGUUUGCCAGUGAAAGUGUUCCUUCUCAGCGGAUUCCCUUGCCACAAUUGGCGAUACCUUCACAGAAACACUUGGCAACGUCAGUUGCUGAAAUUCGUCAUUCUGCCUGCCAUAAUAUUAACGGCUCUGACGUACGUGUUACUCUCACUCAACCAUUUCACAGUGUUGUGGCCAGAAAGGAAAUUCUUGUACAUGAACAAACGUGGGUAUAAGACCCUGUUAUGCGGUCUGCCGAAUCGGAGGUUUUCUUGGGAGACCCGUCUUCGCCAAACCUGGAGAUAUCCGGAUGCAAAUCAGCCCGCAGAAUCCGGGUUGUCCAACAUAACCUUCAGUCCCCCCGAGACCUAUUUGAGCUUCACUUACCCCUUGGAUGCACGAGGGGGUUGCAAGGUCAAUAAGGGAACAAGGACACGUGUGAACAUAGCACUGUUGAUACUCAGUUCAGCGAAAAAUUAUGAGCACAGACGGCUUGUGAGAGAGACUUAUGGAAGAAUCAUCGCCGAAAGUGACGAGAUCACCUUGUUAUUCAUGUUGGGGAAUGUUGACAAUCCUGAUUUGCAAGCAGAAUUGGUAGCUGAGAAUUCCGUUCACGGAGAUCUGUUGCAAAAUUCUGCGGAUGACGUCAGGUUCAACAUUGCCUUGAAAGAGAUCGCCUCGGUCAUGUGGGUAGAGAAAAACUGUCCACAUGUGACUCAUAUUAUGAAAACCGACGACGACGUUUACGUCAACGUCAAAAAUGCGAUAAAACAUGCGAGUCGUCAUAUGAAUGACCACAAGACUAUGCAUGGCUGGAAAAUGCCCCACCGGUGCUAUGACAAACAUUUCCUGAACGAUGCUAUAAGGAUUGUCUCUGGUAUAAACACAAGCUACGCACCAGAAUUGCGGUUCCCUUUUGAGCAGUUUCCAGACUUCCUCAUCCAGUCCUACAUGUACACGGGAUCCGCCAUGCGAUCCCUGACUUGGGAAGCUAUGCAAGGUCCAUUUUGGGCCAUAGAAGCUGAUGCAUAUCUAGCUGGAGUUUUGGCAGAACGAGCUCAAAUUGCUAGAAAGCAUGAUGGUCGGUUCAGAGUGUCCUUUGCAGAAACGAUCAUGACCAAGGAUGUGACUCCGAGUGCCGUCAUGUGGUUGUUCUACAAAAAUGCCAUCGUCGUAUCGCAUAUCCAUGCCCCAGGAUACCACUUGCUGCCUGACGAUAUGCAUUACCUCCACAAGCUUUUGUCUUGA